Molecule: messenger RNA, 5919 nt
Organism: Olea europaea var. sylvestris
Lineage: Eukaryota; Viridiplantae; Streptophyta; Magnoliopsida; Lamiales; Oleaceae
Exons: 13
Coding region: 349-2052 (567 amino acids)
Molecular function (GO): DNA binding
Source: RefSeq, a predicted model, not a curated record
GAACAAUUUCAGCACUCCAAAAGUAAUGUAGAUCACAGUAUCACACCCUUUGAUUACAACUUAUGGCAGAUAAUCAGGAUUUCACGAACAUCCAUUCGGCAAACAGAGCAUUAGCAUAGGGAACCACGACAAAACUUAUUUCAGGGCUUUAUGCUUCUGUAAAAAGCAGAAUUCCGGCCACAGUAGAACAGUAUGCAUUCCCUCAUUGUGAUUUGCUAAACCCACAUUCAGGAUCAUUUCUGUGGAGAGAAAAUCAAGGUUUUUGCUGAAGAAAAGGAAAAUUUGCACGGUUCUCUAGAGACGCUGGAAAGUUGUAAAUUCGUGUAGUCUUGCAUUUGAUUUUCAGCAAUGAAAAAGAAAGUUAACAAAAAGAUCAUAAACAAGGAAGAAAUAGCUGAAGACUGGUGUUUCGCAUGCAAAGAUGGAGGAGCGCUCCGUGUAUGCGACUAUAAGCAAUGUCUAAAGUCAUAUCAUCCAUCUUGUGUGGGAAAGGACGAUUCAUUUUUGGAGAGCGAAAGCCAGUGGAAUUGUGAUUGGCAUACUUGCGCUCUCUGCCAUUUUAGACCUUCAGAACAUCAUUGUUUUACUUGCACCAGUGCAUUGUGCCGUCACUGCUGUCGUGCUUCAGAGUUUGUACAAGUUAAAGGCAAAGACGGAUUCUGCUACAGUUGUCUAAAGCUUGUGAUCCUGAUUGAAGAAGACAUGGAUUACGAUUCUGAUGGGGACAAGGUAGAUUUUAAAGAUCGAGAAACCUUUGAGGGUUUGUUCAUGGAAUAUUAUGAGAUCAUUAAAGAGAAAGAAGGUUUGAAGACUGAGAAUCUUCAUUCAUCACAGGAUUGGAUGAAGAAGAGAAAGAACUACAAGUCUGACUCUGAUUCAGAAGAAUUUGCUGAAGAUCAUGGAGAAGAGAUUUCUGAUUGUGAUGACAUGGAUUAUGGGAAGAAAUGCAAGAUCCAGUACAAGAAAAGGAAAACUGAGAAAUCCAAUUCCAAUAGAAUGGAGUUUCUGGGUUGGGGUUCCAGAUCUCUUAUUGAGUUUCUUGGUUCAAUUGGUAAAGAUACUAGUGUAACACCAUCGCAGCACGAUGUAGUUUCAAUUAUAAAUGAUUAUGUCAAAGAAAAUAAGCUUUUUGAUCUGGAGAACAAAAGAAGAAUAACAUGCGAUGCUAGUUUGCAAUCUCUUUUUAGGAGAAGGUCAAUAAAUAAAUACAGAAUAUAUGAUCUUCUGGACACCCAUUUUAUGGAGAACCAAGAUAAUACCGAAGAGGAUGAGCUUGAGGAUAAUUCAGAAGACAAUGAAGCCAAAAUCUCUGGUGCUUAUAAAAGGCAGAAAAAGCAGGAUGGUGUGAAAAAAUCCCAGAAAGAUGGGAAAGAAUAUAGUGCCCCCCGAAGUUAUUUUGCAUCCAUUAUAACCGACAAUAUGAAACUUGUCUACUUGAAGAAAAGCUUGCUAUUUGAGCUAUUUGAGCAACCCGAAUCAUUUGAAGAAAAGGUGAUAGGAAGCUUUGUUCGAGUCAGAUUGGAUCCAAAUGAUUACAAUCAAAAAAAUCCUCAUCAGCUCGUGCAAGUCAAAGGUAUAAAAAAUGUUUCAGUUGGUGAUAACAAUACCGAUAUCAUCCUUCAAGUUUCAUCUGUGCCAAAGGAAAUUCCUAUGAAACUACUGUCAGAUAAUGAUUUCUCUGAGGAAGAAUGUGAAGAUUUGAGAAAAAAAGUGAUGGACGGCCAGCUCGCAAGGCCUACACUGGUGGAGUUUGAACAAAAAGCCAGAAUUCUUCACAAGGAUAUAACAAAGCAUUGGAUUAAUAGAGAGCUGGCUUUGUUACAAAAACUCAUUGAUCGAGCAAAUGAGAAAGGAUGGAGACGCGAGCUUUUUGAAUACUUGGAUAGGAGAAAGAAGCUUCAAACACCUUCGGAACAAUCACGGUUGCUUGAAAAUGUUCCCAUGGUGAUACCGGAUGGCUUAGAAAUCGAGAGAUGCUCUUCGAAGUCAAUCCAUCAACAUAAUUCUAAUGUUCCCAAUGGUGGGUUGGAGGACAAAAAAAUAGAAAAGUAAGAAUCUGAUUCAAAUGAGCCGUUCAACUUUGGUGUCAAGAUGUUUAAAAUUUCUGCUCUAGUUAACUCUGUUAAUGUUGGAGACUCAUAAUUUGAUCCUUUAGUGGCUCAGUUAAAAUUACUUGUUAGAUCAUUUGUCUCUCCCUUUUCCUUCCUUCCUCUUCUUCAUAUAGAACAUAUUAUUGCAAGUCUUUAUAUAACAAAUUAUGGUAUGUUUUCUUAGGGAAUAUUGUGGCAUGUAUUUAUAACCAUCCUAUUCUGGUUAUUUGUAAUAUACAUAGGGUCUACCACUUUUUAAUUAAAAAGACUAAUAAUUUUACACAUUUUCUACUCAUUGUCAUACUUUUAUCUCAAUUACUUUUACACUAUAAUUUAACAUUGUCAUAAUAGAAGGCUGAUGGAUAAGGAACAUAGAAUUUAGGAUUGCAAUAAAAAGAUUUAUAGCUUUCAUUCUGUUAUAUCUUUAUUUCGGUGUAAUAUGCUGGCAUUAGAGUUCUAUCUUAUGGAAUUUUUAAUGAAGUCCUAGCUUUUAUAGGGAAAUCAUUAAUUUCUUAAUUGCCGAUGGCCUGGACCAUAGACCUACAAGUAUAACAAUAUUGGUUAAUUUUUUAUUCUUGUGCAAAAUUUUCUAGGAUAAGAACAAUCUCAGAGAUAUAUGGUAAGAAUUACUGGGGACUUUUGUAUCCCUACACGUUUCUAUUUUGUUUUUAAGACUAGUAUUUUCAUUCAUAAAUAUACAAACAAAGAAUGGGAAGGACGUGGCAUUCUUCAUUGAGGACAAUAAUUAUUUUUAGAAAGUACGUCCACAUCUUUAUUCCUCAAUUCUCAUGUAAAGAUUAAGAUCUUUAACCAAAAAGGCUCUAAGUCUGGAGGUAGUUACUCAAAGGUCAUUCUAAUGGGUAGCUCCAAAGAUUCCUUACAUGCGUUUGUGUAAGGUCCAAUGAGUUUGGUUUUAACUAAUUGAAUAAGAACAAAAAUAUUGAAGAUAGAUUUAAAUGACAUACAUAUGGACUUCUUUGAUGGGUUAAGCUUUUACAUCAAGCGGUUCUAAAUCUCUACCUUGAUGUUCUAAAUCUCUACCAGUUGAACAAAGAUUUAUUGAACUCUACAGAAGUCCCUAGAGAUCAAGGACAAGAGGUUCAAGGCACCUAUCACAAAGGUUUAUUCGAGAAGGACAAAACCUGAAAUGAACUCGCAUGAUUUAAGAAUUUACCAUGAAACAGGUAAUGUAAUUAACACUUAGAAAUUUGAUUCCCAUGAUGUCUUGGAAUUACCUAUAUCCAUAAAAAACCUGUUAGGACUUGUUCUCGUUGUCAAAUAUCUCAAUUUGUUUCCUUUUGGCUCACCUUAGUUUGAGACUUUUGUCGCUGAAAUGUGACAUAUGAGCGGAGUAAUUUGUUCAUAAACAAGAAAAGAAAGGGGGUCCAAGAAGAGAAGAAUUGAAGGCAAAGAAGAAAAUCAAUUUAUUAUAUAUUUAAGGUUACCUAUUACAAUGAAUAGGGCCUUCUAUAUAGAGAUCAACUAAUCUAAAAUUUAAAGAACUUCUAAUAGACUAUAACUUUAUCAAAAUAUUAAAUCUAACUUAGCAUAAUAUGAAUUAAACUCUAUUUUUAAAAUCCUAUCUAACUUCUGUUUUUAUUCCAUCUUUAUCUUCAUCUUUAUCUCUAUCUCCAUCAAAAUGCCUACACAUUUAGGUUCCUAAUUAUGUCCACGAGGCUUUUGACUCAAAGCCUUGAGACGAGAGCCAUGGAAAAAUUCGAACCUUAUAAAUAGUGGAUUUGCAAGUGGGAAGAAAACUAUGGGCUAUAAAUGGAUUUUCAUAAUCAAGUACAAGCCUGAUGGGUUUCUAGAAAGAUACAAGGUCUGCUUAGCAGCAAAGAGUGUACAAUACUUAUGGAAUUGUCAUCAUGAAACCUUUGCUCUACUUGUCAAGGUGAACUUCUGAUCCUUCUUUCAUUGGCGACAAACUUUGACUGGCCUCUAUUACAGUCCUACAGAAAAAUGAAUUCCUCCACGAGAACUUAAAAGAAAAAAUGUAAAUGGAAAUUUCACUUGGAUAUGAAAGUGACAUUGUGAAACAAGGUGUGCAGGCUUCGAAAGUCCUAGACUUCGUAGGGACUAAAACAAUCUCUUCAGCCAUGGUUUGAAAGCUACGUUAAAGAGGGCCAUAUGUAUAUUGUGUAAAUCUUAUCUUCAACAUACAUUCUCAUAUGUCGGCGGGAUUCAAUAUACAUACUAUUUCCGGUAUACAAUCUCUUGCUAAGAGCGAGCAGUUCCAAUACUUUGGCACCUGUCAAGGACCAAGAACAAGGCAAAACACUGCAAAACAGAGGGAGAAACAUGAAUAAAUUGUUAAAUAAUAAAAGCUAGAUCCAAUUUUUAUUUUUUAUUUAUUUUAAAUGUGUGUGUUUGAGAGAGAAGGAUCUAAAUUUUAACCUUUGAUUCGUGCAAAAGCAUUGGUGAUCCACUGUUAUGAUCUUCACGUAGCAUUGCUCAGCAUUCUUUAUCAUUCUGGAACAGCAAAUAGGAACUUAUUAUUUUCACGAAAAAGAAUUAAUUGGGGGAAAGUAGUAAAGUAGAGAAUAAGAUUUACAGAUGACUAAAACUCUUACAUCCUAAUCUGAAGAAUUUUAUUCAAAUCAUUGAACUGCUCUCAUCCUUUUGGGCCUCCCUAACUUUGUUAUUUUACUUGGACCAAAUCUUAUUUUUGGUACUUCUAGAUAUAGAAAAUGAGAAAUAUUGAGGCAAAGGAAUCCUCAUCUCUAUAGGUAUAUUUACGAUAUCUGUCCUAUUCUAUACAUCCUCUUCCCUUGUCUCUCUUUGCCGAGGAUAUGCUUCCAAGGACUGCAAAAGUACGCCUUGUUCCAAUCCUGAACUUCAAUUUUCUGUAGUCUCCAUUCGCUUAUUGGCAAUCAUGACUGUGAAGUUCAGUCUAUAAUCUGGUUCGUCAUGAUUCAAUUUUUGGAAAUAAUUACAUUUUGCAUGUGGAUUAAAUAGUAUGCAUAAAUUCUUUAAUUUAUAAGCUUCUCCUGUCUUAAUUAUUGACCUUUAUUUACAUGCAUUCAUUCUGUGAUUCCUUUCCCGGUUUGUACAACUUUAGAUGCUUUAGUAUGAAGUAAAACUUAUUUGUUAAAUCAUUUUAUUGUUACAUAGGAGGAGGAAUAUCAUAUAAUCAUAUAUCUACAUUUGUAAAUUCUUUUCCCCAUACUUAUUCUCAAUUUCGCUCUUUUUUCUAUUAAAAAUGAGGUAAAAUCAAUUUGGCAUGGCAAUAUUGUCACAGAAGACAGGCUUAAUCAUAAUCGCGCAUCAGCUCCUGAAGAAAAGCAACAUCUUUCGGGAAGAUCCGCCUCAAGAGAACACUUGCAAUCCUCUUCAGAAAAGAAAGAGAUUUAUUGGGAGACCUGUCAUUUUGAAGAUAUGCCAAAGAACUCCAACCAAGGUGAAAAUAAUAUGGGAAUUAUAUGUGCUCAGCAAGGCCUUCCCAAAAUAAAGUAAUAUUACUUUCUGACGAUGGCUUCCCGCAGCAUUUGCUCAAUGGCCGAGUCGACAGAAAGCUUUUGGAAACAUAGUGCCCCAUGUAAAAACGAACAAAAUCAAGAAGCUGAAAACUUCUCUUUGAAGAAGUGCCUGCAAGGUUCUGUUUAUAGCAUCUUUUUGCUGUGUAUAUUUUGUGGAUGCAUUUUGGUGUGUAUUACCAACUUCAGCAGGUUAAACUUAAGAAGAGGAAGUUGCAUAAUUUUGGGUAUCAAGUAAACACUGGUUUUUGGUUUAUCCAUUUAUGAUUACGUAAAUUAUUUGUUUUACUGUUGGUUUAUUAUAAUCAGUUACUUAGUAUCGUAAUUUGAGUAUAUCAGUGCGAAAUUUUUCA